AUUUAGGUUUACUUAUAUACGUUUAAUUAUUUCGAUUUACUAAAUCGAAUUAGCGUAGCACGGAAUGCGUAAAUCAUUCCCUGAAACUAAAUGAUGCAGGAGCAACUUGGACCUUCAAAAACUGUUACAGCGAGUCUACCUGAAAAAGUAGACACAUGCUGUUGCGAACUUUUUCUUAGAACUCUUUAUGACGAACAAUUCCGUCAUAACACAUCUUGACGCAGCGCACACACAAAGAUGAUAAUUUCUCUUCGUCCUUUAUUGUAAUAUUUCUGAUUUAUUCAACAGCGCCUACUGAUGAUAGCGUGAUCGUAUGUUGCCUGAAGCCUUCCUCAUGAAUUGGCUAUCUAACCUUGAUACUAUUCUUGAAAACGGACCAGUGGUUCGACAUAGGCAUACUCUUCAGCUUUUUAAUAUUGAUAAUAUCGCUAGUAUCGCUAAUGCACUAUGGCAAAACAACUUUUGUUGGGACGGCGAGUAUACUAUACAUUAUAGAAUACUAGCGACCCGCCCCGGCUUCGCACGGGAGCAAUGCGCAAUAUGCGCUACAGAAUUUAUUUAACGUUCUUUAUUUUGAUAAGCAUUCAUUCAUACCAUCGUUAUGAAACAACCUUGGAAAAAGCGUUUGAAAGAAAAAUUGAAUACUUGUCACAGUAGUCGUAUUUUGUUAUGGAUAAGUACCAUCUCAACAAAAAACAGCUUCGCAAAAUGUUUUGUUUGUCAAUAAAAGUAAUAGCCAAAAGAAUUGUUCUUGUGAGUCAAUCUUAGAGGAAAGACAUAAUAUAUAUGAUGUUUGCGACUUUUUUGUAGAUCUUUUUAUGGUAUACAUAAUAAUAUUGUUCAACAUUAUUUUGAUGCAGCUCGUGGGAUUAAGCCAGUGUUUGCAAUGAAAGUUUGAAAUAAAAUUAUAACAAAAAAAUUGUUAUUGUGAGCCAACCUUAAAAGAUAGAGAUAUGCCCUCGCGGACUUUUUUGUAGAACUCUUUAUGGUGUACAAUAUUGUAGAACAUUAUUUUUAUGUAUCUCGUGCGAUUAAGCCAGCGUUGGCAAUCGUAAAAGAAUAUUAAAUACAUUUGAAACCUCUAAAAUUGACUAUCUUCCUCUACUAAUUUAUGCAUAGAUUAAACUUAAAAACCUGCCUUUGAAUCACUUCAUCUAUUAAAAAAACCGGAUAAAAAUCCGCUAAGAAGUUUUAAAGAUUUAAGUAGCCAAGGGGAAAUAGGGACAAAAAAGCGGUUCUGUUUUAUAAUAUGUAGUGAUGACGCUCGUGCAAAUCUGUAAGACUGUCAGUCUGUAUUUUAACCGAUGAGUCGCUAACAAGCAAUACUUACCUAACGGCACGAAUGUUGUUAGCUAUUAUAAGUGUUGUUCUCUAAUUUGAGCGUCGUACGUAACAGCCGGAAAUGAGUUUUUCAUUGCUUUACUCAGCAAAUAGGGAUUCAUAAUUUGUUAUAAGUAUUUUAUAGUUCAAACAGGUACAGUUGCCAUCAGAUAUAUCGUAGCAAACAAGGUGACCAAAUACUUCUGAACAAUUUCAAAUGUCAAUAAGUUCCAUUCGCUACAAGUUACCAUUAAUAUCUGAACAUUUAUUACCUCGUUAAUAUCUGAGCAGAUGCUUGUCAAUAAUUUCUAUACAAACUACAAACCAAAACUAUCUGAACACUUACAACGUCAAGUUUAUCUACAUGGGGACUACCUUCUGGCGUGAUCAACUUUGUUCCGGCUGAUGAAAAUAUAUUUUUGGAAGCAGUAUCCUCGAAUCCGAAUCUAGCGGGUAUUUCUUUCGCCGGUACAACUCGUACGCUGGAACAUAUUUAUCAAACCAUCGGUGGGAAGAUCCAAAACUACGCUCGGUUCCCGCGCCUCGUGGGCACCGGCAGUGGGAAGAGUUUCCACGUGGUCCACACCUCCGCCAACCUGGCUAAUGCCGUGGCGUGCACGGUGCGCGCCGCAUUCGAGAUGGCGGGGCAGAAGUCCUCAUCGUGCUCACGUGUUUUUGUUGCGGAAUCGCUAAUGCCUCGCUUUAUAGAGCUGCUGGCACAAGUGGUCCAGUCCCUAGUGGUGUGCCACCCGCUCGACUAUCGCUGCUUCAUGUCGGCGGUAGUGUCGCAGGACGCCUACGACAAGGCGUGCGGCGUGCUGCAGCGCGCGGGCGCGGACCCGGGCGUGCGGCGCGUGUGCGGGGGCCGCGCCGACCCCGAGGUGGGCUACUUCGUGGAGCCCACCGUGUACGUGGUGCGCGAGCCGGCGCACGAGCUGCUCUGCAACGAGAUCCGCGGCCCGCUGCUCACCGUCUGCAGCUUCCCGGACAACGACCCGGACUCUCUCGUCUGGGCGAUGGCGCAGUCGCCUUACGCCACCAGUGGAUCUAUAUUUGCACGUGACAGAGAGUGGACGCGGUGGGCUGUGAGCGCGCUGCGGGACCUGUCGGCCACGCUGUACGUCAACGACCGCUGCAGCGAGGAGCUGCCCGGACAACAGUCCGUGGGCGGCACGCGCAAGUCCAGCUCCGGCGGCGCCAAGGCGGGGUCCAUCUCGUACCUGCUGCAGCUAGCCCCCUACCCUCGGCCGCCUUGCUAACGCGCGUAGUGUCCGCAGGCGGGGUCCAUCUCGUACCUGCUGCAGCUAGCCCCCUACCCUCGGCCGCCUUGCUAACGCGCGUAGUGUCCGCAGGCGGGGUCCAUCUCGUACCUGCUGCAGCUAGCCCCCUACCCUCGGCCGCCUUGCUAACGCGCGUAGUGUCCGCAGGCGGGGUCCAUCUCGUACCUGCUGCAGCUAGCCCCCUACCCUCGGCCGCCUUGCUAACGCGCGUAGUGUCCGCAGGCGGGGUCCAUCUCGUACCUGCUGCAGCUAGCCCCCUACCCUCGGCCGCCUUGCUAACGCGCGUAGUGUCCGCAGGCGGGGUCCAUCUCGUACCUGCUGCAGCUAGCCCCCUACCCUCGGCCGCCUUGCUAACGCGCGUAGUGUCCGCAGGCGGGGUCCAUCUCGUACCUGCUGCAGCUAGCCCCCUACCCUCGGCCGCCUUGCUAACGCGCGUAGUGUCCGCAGGCGGGGUCCAUCUCGUACCUGCUGCAGCUAGCCCCCUACCCUCGGCCGCCUUGCUAACGCGCGUAGUGUCCGCAGGCGGGGUCCAUCUCGUACCUGCUGCAGCUAGCCCCCUACCCUCGGCCGCCUUGCUAACGCGCGUAGUGUCCGCAGGCGGGGUCCAUCUCGUACCUGCUGCAGCUAGCCCCCUACCCUCGGCCGCCUUGCUAACGCGCGUAGUGUCCGCAGGCGGGGUCCAUCUCGUACCUGCUGCAGCUAGCCCCCUACCCUCGGCCGCCUUGCUAACGCGCGUAG
This is a messenger RNA of Trichoplusia ni (cabbage looper), 3338 nucleotides long. RefSeq names its product delta-1-pyrroline-5-carboxylate dehydrogenase, mitochondrial-like. NCBI's taxonomy places the organism in Eukaryota, Metazoa, Arthropoda, Insecta, Lepidoptera, Noctuidae. The coding region runs from base 1959 to 2579 and encodes 206 amino acids. Gene Ontology annotation, molecular function: L-glutamate gamma-semialdehyde dehydrogenase (NAD+) activity. Gene Ontology annotation, cellular component: mitochondrial matrix. The transcript is spliced from 5 exons. The record is from RefSeq and is a predicted model, not a curated record.